AUGCGUGGCUUGUUGUCUCUCAUCGCCCUCGGCGGCGUCGCCGUCGCAAAGGACCAGGUUUCCUUCCCUGCGACUGGCGAAUUUGACGUCGUCUUCCCCCGCAACGACACAUACGCCGUCGAGGCUCCCUUCCCCGUCAUCUUUGGCUUCCAGAACGCCCCAGUUCUGCUCUCAUUUCCGACCCAGAUCAACUGGGAGCUCACCUGCGGCCUAGGCACGUUGUUUGGGAUCAACGAGUUCCAGGGCGAGCGGAGCCUUCCUCCACCUUCGGAUCCGUACUUUUACAUCAACGCGAGCCGUGCACUCAUGAAGGCUGAAGAGGGAGAUCAGUUCAAGUAUUUCAGACAGGAUCACGAUACUUGUGUGCUUACCUGGGAGCUGUUCUACUACACCACCUGUGAGCGCGAGUCAGACGGUUCUCUCAAGAUCAUGGGAGGGUAUUUCCCGAAGCGCACCGGAAAUGUCACCUUCACCUUGCGCCCGGGAGCGAAAUCACCGCGGGAGGCCAUCGCCAACUAUGAUGGGUGCGCUGUGGCUGGUACGGCCGUGAAACUUCAGUCCAACGAGACUGGGUGCGCCCACAUUGCCGAAGACGCAGCACCCAAGCCAAAACCCUGCGAGUUGGAUGUCAAGGGCGUUGCGAGCAGUCUUGCUGCGGCCGUAGUGAAGCCAACCACUAGUUUGACCGCACUCCCGAGUACGACGACAGAGGCUGGAUCUUCGAGGACGGGCCUUGGCAGUGCAUCGGAGCCAACUACCACGGGAGGGACCUCAGGAGGCUCAGGAAAUGGAGACGGGGGUUCGAGCAGCAGCGGUGAUGACGAUGGAAACUGGGCUACGCAGAGGUUUACGAUUAGCGGUGGGAAGUUGACGCUGACGUUGGCUGUUGUUGCGGCGGCUGUUAUUCCCAUCAUCUUGUGA
Fusarium falciforme is the source of this 921-nucleotide messenger RNA. RefSeq lists its product as hypothetical. The transcript has a single exon. The coding region runs from base 1 to 921 and encodes 306 amino acids. Lineage: Eukaryota; Fungi; Ascomycota; Sordariomycetes; Hypocreales; Nectriaceae. The record is from RefSeq and is a predicted model, not a curated record.